This is a messenger RNA of Arabis nemorensis, 1335 nucleotides long. The record is from the annotation of a GenBank genome assembly. NCBI's taxonomy places the organism in Eukaryota, Viridiplantae, Streptophyta, Magnoliopsida, Brassicales, Brassicaceae.
AUGGCCUCAAAACUUGUAACCUACAUCAAUCCCCGUUGCUUCACAGUAACCCUAAAAACCCAGAAUCGAUCACUAUCUUCAAACCCAGGUUCACGGAUUCUCCCACCUAUCAACCAAUCGCAGUAUAGGAAACAGAUUCUGCUCGCGAAUCUUCUUCAGAGGUAUGGCUUCCCUUCCUCAACUCUCCAGCAUUUCCUCUCAAGGAACAAUUUCCUUUUGAAUUCGGAUUUAGCCGAGACCGAAACCUCUCUCGGUAUCUUGUUAUCGUUGAAAAUCCCUCAGAAAUCACUCGUCUCGUUGAUUUGCGAUUGCCCUAAUGUUCUUCGAUCGGAGUUCCUGAGGAAAUGGAGAGCUCCUCUAUCGGAAUGUGUCUCAUCUUCCGCGAUUAAGAGCGUCCUUGAACAUUCUAGUAGAAUUGGGAUUGACCCAGAUAAGUUUUAUGAAUGCACGAAGGUUUUGAAAGGUUUAGGGUUUUGUGAUAGUACUGUUAGUAGGAUUUUGAGUGAAUUUCCUGGAGUUCUUGUUGUGAAUGAGAUUGAAUUUCGCAGGAAGAUUGAGUUUUUGAUUGGAAUCGACAUUCCUCGAGAUAACAUUGAGAGGUUCUUUCACAUUUUUCCUGAAAUUCUAGGGAUUGGUACUGAGACUAGACUUAAGCCGUUGCUCGACGAGUUCAAGAAGAUGGGAUUUAGCAAGGAUGAGAUUAAGAAAGAGAUUGCUAGAGAACCGAGGGUUCUUGGGUUAGAGUUAGGCGAGCUUUCACGGUGUUUGGAGUUGAUCAAGGCAUUGAAAUGCCGCGAAGUGAUCAGAGUUCGUAUUCUCAGCGAGGGAGCGUUUCGUGCUGGAUUUGAAGUGAAACUCAGAGUUGAUUGUUUGUGCAAAUACGGGUUGAUUCGUAGAGACGCGUUCAAGGUUGUGUGGAAAGAGCCGAGGGUGAUCUUAUAUGAGAUAGAUGAAAUAGAGAAGAAGAUUGAGUUUUUGAUUAACCGAAUGGGAUUUCACAUUAAUUGCUUGGCUGAUGUACCAGAGUAUCUAGGGGUGAAUCUCCAGAAGCAGAUUAUCCCACGGUACAAUGUCAUUGAUUACUUGAAACUAAAAGGCGGGCUUGGCUGUGAUAUUGGAUUGAAAGGUUUGAUAAAACCAAGCAUGAAAAGAUUCUAUAAUUUAUACAUUAAGCCAUACCCAGAGUGCGAAAGAAUCUUCGGGAAGAGAAAAGAGAAUGCCCGAGCGAAACAACGGCAUCCCCCUGGGCUUUGGAAGCUUAUGAAGCCACCUAGUCAUGUAACAACAAGAGAAGAUGUGGUGAACAUGAAGUCCUUUAUAGAGUCACUUGCUUAG